Molecule: messenger RNA, 1803 nt
Organism: Clonostachys byssicola
Lineage: Eukaryota; Fungi; Ascomycota; Sordariomycetes; Hypocreales; Bionectriaceae
Source: the annotation of a GenBank genome assembly
AUGCCUCGGAACCCCAGCAACGAUGCUGCAUGCUGGACAUGUCGACUUCGUCGGAAGAGAUGUGAUAGGGCGAGUCCAGAAUGUGGAAGCUGUCUCGACUUGGCUAUUCGAUGCCACAGGGGCUCCCAGAAGCCUGAAUGGAUGGACGGUGGACCACGCCAGAAGGCCAUGGGUGGAAAAAUCAAGAAAUUGAUUAGACUUGGUGCAAACGCCAGACGCGCGAAGGGCGACCUACCAUUUCACGUCACUUCACAGCAAGACUACAGUUCUCAGCCUGGUUUGCCGGAGGUUCCUUUAAUCUCUGAGUCCUAUACACUUGGAGAUCAAUUGGGACCAUCUGGCCAGCAUGUAUCGAAAUCAAGUUCCUCAAUUUCCCCAAAUGAGGGCUUUUCACGAACCUCGCCUGGAUUUAAUGAGCAGGCGGAAAGUAUCCACGCAGGGGAACGGUUGGCGGCGCUGGGCCCUGCUUGGGAGCAAGACUUCACCAUGAUAUUUAUCGAUUUCGUCUUCCCGCUGUUGUUUCCAUUCUAUCGACCACCCGCUGUGGCAACUAGCAGGGCCUGGUUGCUAUCCUUUGUCAAGCAAAAUAGAGCCACAACCCAUGCUGUAUUGAGCUUGAGUUCAUUCUUUUUCACCUUCGGCUUGGCAGAUGUCUUCCCCGGGAAACAUGACGCAUGUAGGUAUACCAUGUGGGGACAAGUAGUUGACCAGGCCCGUAUGGCGUUCGGAAUGCUAAACGUGGACUUGGCCUCGAUGACGGAGGGUGGUCGCCAGCCAGCAAUACUAGAGAGGGCGCGGGUGAUGGCAACUAUCGUCCAUCUGAUGAUAUUCGAUCUUUUCGUGGGACGGACAUCGGAUUGGGAGGUCCAUCUUGCGCCUGCACUGCUAAUAUUUCAGGAUAUUGCCAACAAUGUGGGACUAGGAUCUAAUGAGGAGGUCGGAAUAUCCGCUAUUCUAGAUGCCAUGAACUGGCCCCGGCCAUAUUUCCCCGGCUUCCAGCUUCAGCUCUGGAACCCGGACCAGGCAAAUUUUCGAUUCUUUUCAGCGCUGCUUAUUGUGAUCGAUAUCCUAGCUAGCACGUCACUCCGAAGAGAGCCGCGUCUAAGCCAUCUUCACGGCAAGCUGUUAGGAACUUUGCCACCUGAAGAGAUAGACCAGCAUUUGGACCUCUUUUCAUUUGUUGGCUGCCAGAACUGGGUUCUCCUUGCCAUUGGGAAUAUCGCCGCUUUGGAAGCUAGAAAGAGGGACGAGUUAAUGAACUAUGCCUUUGAUCAAGAGGAAUUUGACAUGCGAGCAAGUGAAAUACACAAGUCACUAGAAACCGGCCUUAAAUCUAUCGCUAAUGGCGCACAAUUGAUCCCUAUUCGCGGCUCCUCCUUUUGGUAUCAGCCUGGACAUACCCCCCUUGAAGGAAUUCGUUCUCUUGUGCCAACAAGAAUAUACGCCCAUGCUGCGCUCAUUUACCUUCAAGCAGUUAUUGAAGGCCCCAAUUUGGAGAUCAGCUCAAUAAAUUUGCACACGAAUUCAAUCGCACGGUUGUUACGAGAGCUGCAUGACCCGAGCCAAAUACGCACACUUGCUUGGCCAAUCUGCAUCGCGGGUUGCUUUUCUUGGGUUGAAGAAGAACAAACAUGCUUCCAAAAGGUUCUUGCUUCCGUGGGAGAUAUUCAAUCGAGGAGCGCCGCUCUGGAGGCGAGCAAUAUAAUGAAGAAAGUAUGGAGUUGUCGAGAUAACGAGGGAUCUUACAGGUGGGACGCCGCCGCCUGUCUUGGAGCUAUGGGUUAUCCGGCGCUUCUUUUCUAA